Paramecium primaurelia is the source of this 283-nucleotide messenger RNA. Lineage: Eukaryota; Ciliophora; Oligohymenophorea; Peniculida; Parameciidae. The record is from the annotation of a GenBank genome assembly.
AUGAUUGAAAGUGAAGUUUAUGAGAAAGACUGCCGUCUUAAUAUUAAAUGCCCUCAUUGUGAAAAAGAUAUCAAAACAAAUCUUGAACAUGAAUGUGGAGUCAAUACAUGGCUGAUGUGCUUCUUUUUGUGUGUUUUGACUGCGUAAAAUUUAUCAUUAGAUAGUUGUUGCUGUUUUAUACCAUUACUAAGUAAUAAAUUUAAAGAUGUUAUUCAUACAUGUCCUUUUUGUAAAAAUGAGGUUGGAAUAAAAGAGUUUGAAAUGUGCUGAUAUUGUAUUUUGA